This is a messenger RNA of Oncorhynchus gorbuscha (pink salmon), 794 nucleotides long. RefSeq names its product cilia and flagella associated protein 299 (gene cfap299). The record is from RefSeq and is a predicted model, not a curated record. The coding region runs from base 27 to 725 and encodes 232 amino acids. Lineage: Eukaryota; Metazoa; Chordata; Actinopteri; Salmoniformes; Salmonidae. The transcript has 6 exons.
CGGGUUGCUAUGGUAACCGGUGAACUAUGGAGGAGGACAACGCUGCCGCGGCUCUCGACAAUAUUGUGACAGAAUUUCACACAUACGAAGAUUUCCUCGACUCUCAAAUCACGUCGUUGGACUUGUAUUAUCUCGAGGAUGAGGAGUUGGCUCGCCAGCUGGUGGAGCUGGGCUACAGGGGCAGCGGAGAGGUCCUGAAGAGGGAGGAAUUUGAGACCAGGAAAGCAGCUGCAGAAGCCUCCAGGCUCUCCAAGAGGAGCCAGCAGAAGACCCUGGCGAGUGUGGGAAAAGAGCUGAAAGAUAACUUCCUGAAAGCGCUGGCGGAGCGAGAGGAGGCCAACCGUAGUGGGAAAAUGACUUCUAUUAUUUUCAUAAGGGACCGUAACGCUCUUGGACAGGAGAUCUCUGGCUAUAUCGACUAUUCCCACAGACUGAAGACAGAGGACUUUCAUCCAUACUUCAAUGGCAAGAAGAGGCUGCUGCCAAGAGCUACUGAUUUAAGCUUCUACAACUGGGAGACCCAGGUGUCCACGUCCAAUGUCAGCGCUAACUACCAGGUGAUCGCUGAGAACUCCAGUGGUCUGCUGUUUAAGAACAAGACAGACAGAAAGAUUCUCAAUGUGGACCCUAAGGCCUCACCUGGAGACAACUCGUCCAGGACGCCCCUCCAGUCUGAACUCUACAGCCAAGUCGUCAUCUAUGACCACAUCACCAGGAGGACCUAGCCAAUCACCUCUCACUGUUUCCUCCCACCACAUCACCAGGAGGACCUAGCCAAUCACCUCUCACUGUUU